Ahaetulla prasina is the source of this 16303-nucleotide messenger RNA. It is a transcript of the gene ZDBF2, whose product is annotated as zinc finger DBF-type containing 2. Lineage: Eukaryota; Metazoa; Chordata; Lepidosauria; Squamata; Colubridae. The record is from RefSeq and is a predicted model, not a curated record. The transcript has 7 exons. The coding region runs from base 5358 to 8402 and encodes 1014 amino acids. Gene Ontology annotation, molecular function: zinc ion binding; nucleic acid binding. Gene Ontology annotation, biological process: epigenetic programming of gene expression; genomic imprinting.
AACAAACGUAGCAGGGCGGCAGGCAAUUUAGGUCGGGCGCUUAAAUCGGCGGUAUAGAGGAAAAGAAAAGAGUAGCGGUUAGAUUACCCCGAUGCCGUCGCUUCCUUCCAUGCACGCGCCUAGGGGCGGAGCUUCUUGGCUGCUUCCGGAGCGCGCGCGCGCACCCUUUCACUCCCCCCCCCCAUCCCACCCCACCCCCACACCCCCGUGUAAUGUCUGCUCUGAGAGUUCAACCGCUGAAGUCGUAGAUGUUACUCUCCGUGGGGCGGGCGUGGGGGAGUUCCGCGUGCACCCGAGCCCCUCAUUUUCUUACCCCAAUUUCCCUUCAGCUCCUGCUUAUGAACGUUGUCUCGAAACACGUCCUGGUUUAGGCUAAGCUGUAAUGCGAUCUAUAUUUCGGUUUGGCUUAAGUGUUGGGUGACCAUCCCGACAGAGGUAGUUUGACCAGUUGUGAUCGGCCACGGCUUAGCAUGCUGUAUGAACCAGCCAGUGUCCUUUAAUGAGAGCUCUGCAGCUUCUUUUGCGCUAUGGUCAUUCGUAACCGUUGGUUUUAGAUUUGCACCAACUUUUGGAAAAAAUUGGCUGUGUUCGCAUGGCUGGGCUAAUUAUCUGUUGAAUAAGGCAGAGUUGGACACCAGGCUAACCUGUAAACCAUGAUGCCACCCAAAUACUAAAAUCAACUCACUUGAGUAGGUUUCAUAGAACCACAGAGCAGCCAUUUAUGUUUUUGAGUCUACCUUUCUGCUCAGCAGGGAACAGAUUAAAUAUUUUAAUAGGCCAUAUAAAAUAUAAAAUAUAAAAUACCUAUACCUAAGAUUUGGCAUAUUAGUGGAGGCUUAUGUAACUAUCGUAAACACCCCAGUACAGAUCUUUACCUAGAAAUUGGUAUAAUAUUGAAAAGAGUUUCAGCCUGCCUGUUUACAUCCCAUUUCCAUCAUUCUAAUUUCUAUUUACAUCCUUUUUCUUAUUUAUUUCUGUGUCCCUUUCAUAAAGGAGGUGCUUUCAGUUGACUUUCAUUCCAGUGGGUAAGGUGGGAUAUCUUGGGCAUAGGUAUUGUUGGCGUUGUAUGGUUUUACAUGACAUUAUUCAAUUAUUAUUGAAUUAUUCUGUGUAGAUGCUUAUAGGAGCCACUCCAGUUCAUAUGAAGAAAUGAGCAUGUAUGAAAUUGUAUCAGAUAAACAGGCUAUAAAUAAGUUGUAUGGAACUUUCUAUAUACAACACACUAGCUUAAAAUACUAUACUAAAUUGUAGCUCUAUUAUGUAAACAGCCAGGGCACUUUUGACUUAUUGUGUGGUGAGAUAAUUUAGUUAAAUCCUAAAUCAAUUAACCAUGGGAAAAUACAUCAAGAACAGAGAUGAAGUAAUUUCAAAUAUGAAUUUUUUGACUUGUGUGAAACAUACAUGUUAACAUGUCUCCAGUUGUUUGAAGUGGUGCCAUAAACCUUCGAUAGAAUUUUAAGAGUAUAAAGAGACUCAAAAUAAAACAUAGAGUAAUGAUAUGUGUUAGGAAUCAUUUUAAGUUUGGGUUCAAAAUAUAUUUUCACAUGAUAUAUUGCACUGUACGAAAACAAAAUUCUCAAGUUUAUACAAGUGUUUCCUAAGCUUCAAGCAGAACUGUUCUUGUUCAAGAAUACCCAGUCCUGAACUUGAGUUUUGUAAUAAUAAUUGGGUAACUUGUUUCCCCUUUUUUUACAGCCAUCACCCAUCAUGCUCUAAAGAUUAUAGUAGAGCAGGUAAAACAUGCAUCCUUAGAAUAGGUAGGACCAAAAUUUGGGCAUUUUAUUUUACUGUAUUUUAUAUUUAGAGAGUUUCAGGGAAGAGAACCUUAACCCCACCCCCAUUUUUUGCCCUAACCUUUAAUGGGCAAAAAGCAGAUGGUUAAAGAUUCCAUUCCACUUCCUAAAUCCUCUAAAGGCCUCUCUAAAUCAGGCCCUGCUUUGCCCACUUUGGGUACUAGGUCCAGAAAAGGUUAGCCAUCACUGGUCUAGACAGUCACAUAAACAAAAGGUAUGUUUUUAUAGCUGCCUAGAUUGUAUAGUAACGCAAUCAACUGUACAACCAUCAGUGAUAAUAAAACAAUAAUGGCAUGGAUCUUUCUCUCCUGCUUAAUCAUUAAAAGACAAGUCCAGUAAAGCUAGCUCUAAACUAUUCUCCAGAAGACUGUAAGAGAGGGGACCAUUCUUGUCUUAAAGGAGAGGAGCAGGCACCAAGAAUGCCUCAUUCUGUGUCCAUUCUGCUACUGCCUUUGGCAGGUAAUCUCUAUUCACCUGAAUUGAAUGCCUAGGGUUUAACAAGCACCUUGGAUUACACUGAAAAUAAACUAGACUUAGACUUAGAAUAACUUUAUUGUCAUUUUGAAUGUACGCUAAUUGGCAUACAUUAAAAUGAAAUUUCAUUGUAUACAGCUCUCAAAGGGUCACUACCUCCAACAUACACUACAUAAACAUGACAAAAUAAAUAAUUACAAAAUUAUGCAUAUAUCCACAUAUAUGACACAGAGAAACAACACAGUCUAGUUUGGAUGUAUACAUGUACAUGGCGAGAAAAAUGAAUCUUGCAAGUUUACCAGAUGGAUGGCAUAGGGAAAUAAGCUGUUACAGAAUCUGGUAGUCCUGCUAGAUAUACUUCGAAACCUCCUCCCAGAGGGGAAAAACAGAAACAAGACUGUAAAGUGGGUGUGUGGGGUCUCUAACAAUGCUUUGAGCUCUAAGCACAUAGCACUUAUCAGGGUGGAUAAAAAUUGAUGAUUUUUUAAAAAUAAAAAAGUGGAUUUUUAAAAAUUUAAAUCAGAUUUUAUUUUUAUUUUUAUCAAAUUUAUGUUAAUAAAACGCUUUUGGAGUAAAAAUCUAUCUAAAGGUAGUUUUCUAUUUAAGGUACAUUAAUAAUUUAGUUUAUUCAGCAUGAAAUGGAGCUUAGUUAUGUAACACGAGGCUGUAUAUUCUGCAAUAUUUACAUUUUUUGUAAACUUAUUCAAUGAAUCCAAGCUCUGCAAGCUGAGGUAACAUACACUGCAUUGAUGCAUUCACACAAUUUCACAGUAACCAUGAGAUAAAUCAUAAAACAGUUCAGGAAUAUUCCUUUAUCCCAUUGUUUUACAAAUCUAUGUACACUACAAACUGUAUGAUUAUUUGAAGAGAAAUGCAUCUGUACCAUCAAGCUCUAAGUGUGAGGAGGAAGGGCAAGCAGUAAAAAUGAAAGUGAAACCUUCUAAGCAGCUUCUAAAUCUUGUGAUCUUUCGGCAUGUAGCUUGAAGUGCUUUAUUCCUCCCUUGAGGAGCAAAAUGGCAGUAGGCCGUAAAAGAGACCCAGUUUGGGAAUAUUUUAAUGAUGUUCCUCUACCUAUGAGUGAAGCAGGUAUGGGGGUAAAGCAGGUAUGCAUGCAAAAUGCAGCAAUGCAACAAAGAGAUGCAAGGCCUGGUGGCCUGAAUGAAAUAAUAUCAUGAGAAGUGCUGUGAUGAAAGGACCAUGUUUGAAGAGGCAGGACCUUCAGGUGAAACCACCAUCAACAUAAAAGAUUCUGGAAACUAUCCACUUUCUAAAUCGCCAUCCUCUUGUUCUACAGUUUCAGAGUUAUCUCUCCAGGAUGGUGCAUCAGUCACAUCAUUUACACAUAUCCGCAAUAUAUCACCUAAAAGAAAAAAACCAUCCGGAACCACCACCAUGGAUAAGUUUGUGAUAAAAACCAGCAAAUUAGAAAAAGAGUUAAUUGAUGAAAAAAUUACUUGGUUUGUUUAUGCAACAAACUCUUCUUUCCAUUUGCUUGAAAACCCACACUUUGUUAAUAUGAUUCAAUCACUGAGACCAGGAUACAGUCCACCAAGUAGAUUAGAUGUUGUAGGGAAACUGCUGGAUAAAGUAUAUGAUGAAGAAAUUAUGCAAUGCGCAACAAGUCUAGAAGGUAAAAUUGCUAACCUGAGUCUUGAUGGGUGAAGUAAUGUCCAUAAGGAUCUUAUUGUAUGUGUUGUAUAACAACAGAAGAGGGGAAUGUAUUCCUUGCAGAAACAAUUGAUAUUUCAGGAAAUGCACACACAGCAGCAUACUUAGAAGACAUAGCAGCAAAAGUUAUAACAUGCGGAAAAAAAUUCAAAUGUCAAGUAUGCAGUUUGGUCAAAGACAAUGUGGCAAAUGUGUCCAAAAUGAGAAUACAUUUAGAACAACAUGGAGAAACUACCAAGCUAAUAACAUAUGGUUGUAGUGCUCAUUUGAUGCACCUCCUAGCCUCUGUGUCCCAGAAAUAAAGAGUAAUGUUGAAAUUGCUAAAUACUUCCAUAACAAUCAUUUUGCAGCAUCAGAUCUGAAGAUAACGGGUGGAACCAAGCUAACGCUCCCACAAGAUGUUAGAUGGAACUUUGUAGUGGACUGUUCUGAACAAUAUAUAAAAAACUGGCCUAUUCUGAUGACCAUUUGUGAGCAAAAUUGAGAAAAAAAUAGAUGGCACUUUCACAGCAAAAAUCCUCAACAUGGGCUUAAGAGAAAUGUUGAACAUAUGCUGAGCACCUAUUUCUGAAGCUUUAUGUCAACUCGCAAAGCCUGCUCUCAAGUUGCCAUAGGCAAGGGAGAUGGGAAAACAAACUUUGCAGCUGCAUCAAGGAACUGGUAUCUUAGUCAAAACAAAGCACAUUCCAACUGAUACGCUGAGGUCGACUCCAUGGGAACCCACAGUGGCUGGAGGGGGAGGAUCAUGAUUUAAUUAGGGCAUCCAUAGGAGCCCUGACACUUUAAACAAAAUCCAGAAAAAUAGUUGGUUUAUUGCUGAUGCUGUUGAAAUUUGGAAGGAACUGAGUGAGAGCACUUAAAAACAGAAUUACACACUGACAAGCAGAAAUUACAAGAUUUUAAAAAGCGAAUAGAACAAGCACUGUCUCCAACUCAUUUUCUCGCAAACAUCAAUAUCCAGUACCAGGGUCAAACCUUAAGUGCUGAAGAAGAGGAAUCAGCCAUGGCACAGGUAUCCAGCAAUUAUCCAUAUCUAGUGCCAACUAUAAUGAACUUCAGAGCUAAGGGGGAACCAUUCAAGAAAUAUAUGUUUGCUGAUGAGAAAGUUUCACCAGUGAACUGGUGGAAGUCAUUUAAGCACUUGGAUUCAGAAAGUAUUGAAGUAAUGAUUUCACUUUUAACCACAGUGGCCACUUCUACUGGCAUUGACAGAAUAUUCUUUCUUUGGACUUGUUCACUUUAAACUCAGAAAUCAUUUGGGGUCUGAUAAAGCAGGAAAGCUUCUUUUUCUUUUCCUAAUCAUGAACAAACAAGAGAACAAAGAUGAAAAUGAGUGAGCUGCAGAAGACCAUGUUUGAAGUUUUUUUUAUGUGGACCCAGCUGAUAUAUUCAAUUUAAGUUCUUUUGUUUGUUUUUUCAAAGAUGUUUGAUCAUAAUAAGCAAGCUGAUGAAGCCAAUGCUAGUUCAGCACAAGGUAUGGAAAAGAAAGUUAAUGAAGGUUCCUUAUUGCAGGACAGCAAUAGUAGUUUAAAUAAACAAGGAUUAGAGCUGUCAAAGACUGAACUACCUGUUAUGCAGAACAGACAAGGUUACUGCAACUGUUGCCAUGCACCCUACAGCAAUCUGGAACAGCAUGUAUAUAGUUCCCAGCACAGACAUUUUGUCAGUUACUGUAGAAAUCGCAUGGGUACAAGUAGCUUGAUGGAGCGUUUCCUGCAAGAUGUUCUGCAACAUCAUCCCUCUAGAUACCACGACAACAGACCAACUUACGAUGACAUGCCAUUCAACUCCCAGCUUCUUGCAAAAGAUGGGGCGGCUGUUUCAAUGGAAGUCAAACAGAAGGAGAGACAGACAAGCAGGGUGGAAAAUCCAAACAUUGACAGUGGAUUCACUGCUGAGUCAGGCUGCCUUAUUUCCCAGAGCCAUGAAAAGCAGAAGGAGGCUUCUGUAGAACUUCUACCUAUCCAGACUCUGGGAAGAGGACAACAUUCCAAACUAGGAGCUUCACAACAAAAUCUGGAUAUUGCCAGUAGUGUAAAUAAUCUUGGUCCAACAAACCUUUUGACUGAAAAUAGUAGUCAAAAAGUCACAGUUUUUGGGACUAGUGGUCAGAAAGUCUCAUUUACAGCUAGGGAUGUUUUACCCGAUCCAUUACCUGUUAGCCAGGUACCAUCCACUCCUCACAGACUUUCAAAAAAUAUUAGCUAUCCAGUAAAAGCAGAGGACAUAUGUGAACAAGCUACCCAAGAUAUAUGCAACCAAGAUGGAUUUUUGAAUUCAAAGAAAAAUCUUGUUUUACAGCCAGUCCUGUCAAAAACUGUUUCAUAUUUUCAUGAGAGUCCUGUCUAUAAUAAAGGCAGCUCUUUAAUCUCAGGUCAACUUUUUUUAAAACAAGAUGACUUAGAAUCUCAGGAUGAAACUCAGAUUAACCUCUGUCUCAGGAAUGCAAGAAAACCUGUGGGCACCAGCAAUUCCCUGAAUUUUCAAGCAGCUCCCCAAUUACCAAGACAAAAAGAACAUUUGUGCACAAGUGCUGAAAGUUCUAUAAAUGAAAUAAUUGAACAGGUCAUUUUGAAAUAUUGUUAUGAACCUCCUCCCAAAGAGUUGCCUUGCAGAGGAGAAGAUACAAAUUCCUGUGUAAAUAUUCUGUCACUUUUGGAUCAAAGUAGUCUGCAUGGUUCAGAUAUGAGUUUUGAUUGUGACGCAGCUGUUGAUUCACAAGCAAACCUAUCCAAGUCAGCUGCUAAAAAUCUAGAACUUCUGAAAGAAGUUAAAGUAAAUCUACAAGAUGAAAACUAUGGGACCCAACUCAGCUCCAUUUUUAAAAAUGUUUCAGUGCAGCAAAUAGCAGAAGCAGAAAAAGAUAUUUCAAUUCAAAAUAAAGAACCAGUUCUUCCAGCUCUGCCUCAUGUGCCUCCUUCCUUUGUAGGAAAAACCUGGUCUCAGAUCAUGUACGAAGAUGAUAUGAAAAUUGAAGCACUUGUGCGGGAUUUUAGAGAAGGCCGCUUCCGCUGCCAUUUUGAUACUGAACCCUUGGCUCAUCGUACACCGAGAAAAAAACCUCAAAAGACUGGUGAGAGGAUCAAUGUCGUUGCACCUAACAGAACAGAGGCUGGACCCACUAAAGGGCUUCCAGAACUUACUGAUGGGCUAAGUGAUGGUCCUGACUUCAGUAACUUAUCUGCAACUUCAGAAAUACAUGUUCCAAAGCCCCUGAAGAAUCCCAAAAAAAGAAUUUGCCGCCUUGCCUCAAGAUGCCAAGUAGUCAAGGUUAGCCGUGGCACACAAACAAGUUUAAUACACUAUCCGGUAGUAAAGCAAAAAAUAAUUAGGAAGGACUAUCAGCUACAAGAUCAGAUGGCCAACCUCCUUUGGUCCGAGAAUGAGAAAACACCUACCAUGAAAACUAGAUUAUGUGCUCUUAAGCUUCCUAAAUCUUAUACCAAAAUCAUGAGCCCUUUACAGCCACAAACACUAGUCUAUGUUCUUUCAUGUCCAGAGAUGAAACAAUGUAGGAACAAGGCUGAAGAGAUUCCCAAAAUUAAAAGUCACAAUUCUACAGAUAGCAAAGAUUCUGUAAGGUACAAGUACAAACAAACCUCUAUUAAGUAUUAUGAUCCUCUGACGAAUCGAAUUUUAAAAACACCUCCCAAAUGCAUAGCUGGGGGGAAAACAAAGAAGCCAGCACAUGUUCGACAGCUAUUCAGGAACCUCAACUUUGAUGGAAACAGGAAGAAACAAGCUGAUAUCCAAUAUAUACCAAAACCCUUCAAUUCCCCAGACAACCAUGCGGCAUCUCUCUUGCUUGACCGUGUUAAGAAGAAUGAUAGGAAUUCAAAUCAUCAUAAGUCAGAAGACCCUUCUAUUUCAUCCGAAAAAUCAGAAUGCUUGGUCUAUAACUGUUCAGAGAAAUGCUGUAAACGCUUAUUUAUUUCACCGUUGAAGUCACAUCAAUCACAACAGGAAGGUGACUUUCAAUUCAAUCCAUUUAAGAGGAAAAGAGUCAAAUGUCCCUUGAAGUCCCAUACUGCUGAUUGUUUAGAAAGAGACAAUCCAAAGAAAACAUGGCAGAGGAAAAAAAUCAAUAGUAGAGAAUCAGGGUUUCCGAAAAAAACUUCAGAGCUAAUUUUUAUCAAACAUGACCUUGUUAAGAAAGGCAGUAGAAAACAACCAGCCAGAAGUACAACUCAGCAAAUAGAAGGAAAGAUUAAAAAAAAAUCUUGUACUCUUAAAUCAUCUAGUCUCAUGCACCACUCAAAGAACACUACCAUAAAAAAGCAUCUUCAGAAAAAAAAAGCUGACAUUAAAAAGUUGGCAGUGUCAAGGAAGUCAAAAAGAACAUUUUUGAACACUGCAGCUGCAAUGGGUGUUCCAGAAAAAAGGCAGAGAGCCUCUGUAAGGACUUCUUCCAAAGUGAAGACAUGGGAAGUGGCCAGAGACAAGAAUCUUUUUUGCACUGUGAAAUAAUGUUGCUCAGAUCAUAUAAAUUUGCUUUGGGAUUGUCUUUAAGAGAGCUGCAAAGGGAGAAAAAAGUGGGAAUGGCUUUUCAAGAUAAUACAUCAGAAUUAGUAAUGGAACAAUUUCAAGGUCAAACAGUAAGCUUAGUCAAGAAGUAGUUCAUCUUGCUACUUUGUGAGUGUUCUGCAUAUUACAUGUUGAGUUAAAACUAUUUCUAAGCAGUAAAAGCUCAGUUAUGCAGUUUGCUAUAUAUUUUUCUCAAGCAGAGCAUUGUUUUCCCUUGUAAAACCAGUGUCAGUCAUUGAAAAAAGUUUAUCUUUUACAUGAAGCUUGGCUUUGAUAUCUUGUUGGUAAAAUAAGCAAUGUCAAAACUCAUCCCAAAGCAGUGUGGAACUAAAUGGGCACUCCUGCUGUUUGUUAAGAUUGUCAAUUUCCUCUUGUGUAGAACCAGUUUUUCAGAAAUUGCACAUGGAGUUUUAGGAUGUAUGCAUUGCAUUUGAAGAAGUAACUUUACCUUAUCUGGAAUCUAAAUUUGGAUAUCAUGCAGUGAUUGUAUUUUAAAUUCAGAUCACAAAUGCAAAAUCAUUCUGCCUAUAUUUGUUACCUGCUGAAAAGUAUCAGAUGUCCUUCUAGAAUGAAGCUGUUGUUGAAAAAGGUUUUUUUUUCUUUUUCUUUUGAUUUUUUUUACUUUUUCUGGAAGAACAAUUGAUUUUUAAGAUCAUACAGAAUGGUUAAUCAAGAUUGCUGUGUAUAAGCAAUAUUUCUACACAUAAUCUGCCCUUAGAAUGCAUUACUACCUAGUUUCAUCUCACAAUAUAGUUGUGAAAGCAUUUUAAAGUAAUUUCAAUAUAUAAGCAAGUUUCUGAAAAAUGCUACUUCAUGUUUAAAAUAGAUUUCCAACUUUAAUUUUUAAAAAGGUAAAUACUUUAUUUUAUUUUAUUUUGGCUUGCAUAAAUAUGUUUGUUAAAACAUUUUUCUAACAGUUAUAUGUUACUCUAAAUACAGGUAAUUCUCGACUUAGAACAUUUUAGGGACCAUUCAAAGUUACAAUAGCACUGAAAAAAGUGACAUGACCGUUUUUCCAGUUACCACCUUUGCAGCACCCCCAUGAUCAUGUGAUCAAAAUUCAGCUGCUUGGUUCGUAUUUAUCACAGUUGCUGUAUCCUGAGGUCUUGUGAUCACCUUUUGUGACCUUUUGACAAGCAAUGUCAAUGAGGAAGCUAGAUUUAGUUAACAGCCACGUUACUAAUUUAUCAACUGCAGUGAUUCACUUAACAACUGAGGCAAGAAAAGUGGUAAAAUGGGGCGAAACUCACUUAACAAAUCUCCCCCUUAACAACAGAAAUUUUGUACUCGAUUGUGGCCAUAAGUCAAGGACUACCUGUAUAAAAUAAUAUUAUAAAAAUUCUCCAUCUGGAUUGAUUGAAUUUCUGUUUUCUGAGAAUUCCAACAGGUAUUUACAUGAAAACGACUAUUUUGUUCAAACAUUUCAAAUGUUUGGAAUGUUAUACUGGAUAUUACUUCCAGCAUACUAUCACCACCAACUGUUGUAACAUAGUAAUCAUGGGUGCCCCAGACAUAUACUAUGCUAAUACAAACGUAUUUAAACAAAAAUUCUUUAGUUGAUAAUUUUAUAACCAAGUUACCUGAUAAAAGUUUUAUUGCAAAAGUUUUUUUCAACAGUUUUUGUGUUUAUAUGCAAAUUUUCACUGGUGCAUUUAUGAUUAGUAGCAAUGUCAUUUUAGCUAACAUGCUGAUUUUUUACAUUCUGUUCUGUAAGUUUUUGUGAAUAUUCUGACAGAGUACAUUGUCUUGUCUUCUCCAAUUCUAAAAUUGUACAUAUUUCUAUAUAUCCUGCUUUCUUAAUGCUCCCAUUUUUCCCAACCUCAGGAUGCACAAGGCACAGGCUGUCUAAUGUUAAAACAUUUUUUAAAAUAUUUGUAUGUUUGUGUUUGAUUUAUAAAUUAGUUCCUCAAACAGAGUGCCAUUUUAAAAACAGAAUAUUUAAAAAAUGGCUAUAUUUAAAAAAAUUGGAUAAUUAUCAUAUAUUUAUAUAUUUUCUUUAAAAGAGGAAAAAGUCUAACAUCUUAUUUUUUUGAAUUGUAAAGAGCUUGGAAUAUACUUUUGGAGAAAAUUGUGCAGAAUUGAAAAGUCUGUAACUAUUACUUUUGAAAAUGCCUCACUUCUGGGUUUAAGAUUAUGGUGUAUGCUUGGUAAAGUGAAUGUUGGAGAGAAUAUAUUUUGGUUAAAACUGUAUUUUAUCAGUUCAUUGGUUUUAUGGAUAGGUUUUUAACUUAUUAUCUUAUACAAUUACAGUAUGUGGAAUGCUCAACAUUUUAAUAAAUAAAUCAGAAUCCAAAACGUACUGUGUAAACAUCGAGAUGAUUUCCUGUGCCUGUGCCAUGGGCAUACCUGUCGUGUGUUCUAACUAAGGACUAACACGGUUUCAUAUUUUUAUUGGCUUUCAAGACUUUGAAAUGUUAGGAGGUUGGCUUCUGUAUACGUCUUAAUUGUAUUUAUUUAUUUAUUUUGCUAUUCAUUCCCCACAUUGUGCCUACCCCAUCCUCUCAUAUACUAGACAAUUACUUUCCAGCAUCUGGUUUCAGACUGAACCUCUGAAUUUGUGCCUCAAAAGCUUCUAAGCAGACUUAAAUUACAUCUCCUCACAUUGCAACAAGUAAUUUUGGAAUACAUAUACCUGGGGGAUUUUACGACUCUUGUGGAUGUAAGAAAGAUACAGUUGUCAUCGUGCACACAGAAGCCCCCUUUCCUUCUCUGACAAUGAAUAUUAUAUGAAUGAUUCGCUUCAAAGAAGAGGAGAGCAGCCAUAGAAAUGUUUUAAUGAAUAUUUUAUCAAUGCUGCAUGAAUACGUGUUGAAUUUAGGAAUGGAAGAGUAAUUUGUUUGAUUCAAAUUUUAUAGACUGAUGCCACUAACCUCAGUACAGCAUUUAUUUUUCAUGGUAUUGCAAUGCAGUUUGAAAAUUAAAAUGUACACAAUAUAGUGCAUGUAGAAGAAAAGAGCUUUUAAAUUAUGUUAAGGAAAAAGUAAGCAUGUAACACUAAAAAAAUCUCAACACUAGACAUGUACAAAAACUAAAAUCAAUGUUCUGUUCUUUUGUUACAUUUACCCAACUGUAGUAGAAAGGUGAAAGAUAAUUUAUAAUUUGGAAAAUAGAAACUGAACAGACCAAAAUGGUAGAUUCAUCCAUUCUUAUUUAAAUGUCAGAACUGAGAUUUUAAACCGAUAUCUCUAGGAUCCUAACAUAAAGGAUACUGUUUAAGAGCUCACUGAAAGAUUGCCAUCAGUUCUAAGACUCAUUGCCACUGGAAGGACUCGCUAUUGAAUCUACAGGGUACCCAAGGGAACCAUUUCCCCAAUUACAUUUUUGCAAAUAAAUUCAGAUUGAGAAAAGCUUUAAAGGUUUCACUUCACAUGUCUUCUAGAGGAAAAUGGGAGCAAAACAAAACUUCUAUAUGUUAUUUUCAAAAUAAUACAGCAAAUAAUAGAUUAAACAAAGUUGAAAUGCCAUCUUUUUAAUAAUAGCAACAUUUUCACAAAUAGUUACCAUCAAUAUAGAUCAAAAUAAUUUUUUCAUAUUUUUCACCCUUUGUGCAAUUUAUUAACAGAAGAAUGCUGGUUUUACCAGUCUUAACUUCUUGUUCUAUUAUUAAAAAUGAGGGCUCCCUCUUUGCAAUGAUUUUCCAUUCUAACUUCUUGAUUUUUAUUGUUUCUCUUUAUUUACUAAAUGAAUAAAACUUGUUUGAUUUCACUUGUAUUCAUUAAUAAAGUUGUUGGUAUGUAUAAUAACUGCAGCUAAUUACAGGUUCUCCUCAACUUACAAUGGCAACUGAACCCAAAAUUUAUGUUGUUAAGUGAAACAUUUGUUAAGUGAGUUUUGCCCCAUUUUACGACCUUUCUUGCCACAGAUGUUAAGUGAAUCCCUGCAGUUGAUAAGUUAGUAACACUAUUGUUAAGUGAAUCUGGCUUCCCCAUUGACUUUGCUUAUCAGAAGGUGGCAAAAGGUGAUCACAUGACUUUGGGACACUGCAAUGGUCAUAAGUAUGAACUGGUUGCCAAGCAUCUGAAUUCUGAUCAUAUGAACAUGGGGAUGCUGCAAAGGUAACUGAAAAUUGUUCAUAAGUCACUUUUUUCAUUGUCAUUGCAACUUUGAAAGAUCACUAAAUGAACUAUUGCAAGUUUAGGACUACCUGUAUAGUCUCCAUACCAAAAAAAGAGUACAGGCAGAUUGUCAGUUACAUUAGAAGAGCUGCAAAGAGCUACAUCGGUAGUACGGUUAAUAGACAAUGUUUAUAUACCUAGGAUUCUAGAGGAUUUUAUAUAUUUAUUACAAGGGAACCUAGCCACUUAGCUGCAAAUAUACUAUAGUUGUUAACAUCCUGGCACCAGUAAAAUUGAAGCAUUUUUGUCCUGAGGAAACACGCUUGAAGUUAAAUUGAACUGAAUUUAUUUCAGUUUCAUCAAAAUCAUCUCUGGACAAGAUAGAUGGCACAUAAAUUUAAUGAAUAAAUAAAUGGAUGAGAAGGGUAUUUGUGAGUACACCCCAAUUACUCAUAUUACAUCAUUGCUUUACACACUGAAUGAAAUGGCACUUUAUUUUGCCAGAUACUGUAAAAUUCAGUUAUAUACUGAAGUUAUCUUUAAUAUUUAAAGUACAGACACUUUAUUUCUUAGAAUCAGCGUCCGACUUAAACCACUCUUAACAUUUGCCUUAGGUGACUGUUAUGAUCCUGUUUAGGAGAAUGGGUUCAAUAACAGGUGCUCUAAAAGUAAUGCAGUUAAAAUUAAAAAUUACUUAGCUGCAACAUUACAGAUUUGUUUCAUUUCAUUUAUGCAUUUUAGUAAUACAAGUAGUCCUCAAUUUACAAUAGUUCCUUUAGUGACCAUUCAAAGUUACAAUGGCACUGAAAAAAAGUGACUUAUGACCAUUUUACGAAUGUUGCAGUAUCCGCAGAGUGGUAGAGUUUGAAUUCCAAAUUUAUGUUUUUAUCAUGAGGCUUUCCACUCACAAAAAAAAUCAAAUGAUUAUUAGUAGAAGUGAAAAUCAAAAUCUGACUUGAAAUCGAAGUCACUGAAGAAUAUCACCAGAUACUUAAAAUUGCUGAUUCCUACCAGACACUCAAAAGAUUUUGAGCUUUUUAUAAUCUUUUUUGGAGUGCUAAUUUUAAAAUCUGAAUGCAAUGGGUAAAAAGAGUAGCAACCUUUUGUUACCUUUACUUCUAUUUUUAGCUGUCCUAAAUUCUCUGUAUAUGUACAUGUUAUAAACCAAGUUCAAUCAGAAACUAUACACGCUGAAGACUUUGAUAUAUUAAAUUAGAAGUGAUUAGUUAACUUCAGAAUGUGCUCAGCUAUUUCAGUUACAGUUUAGAUCCUUCUUAAUUCAAAAAUAAACACUCAAGCAAGAGACCAUAGACAAACUUUGAAACGGUUAUUGACUCAUUCAGAUUAACCUGGAAAAGUUAUCUCUAAAUUAUAUAAUAUUGUCCCAGAAAAAAAUACUUCAGCUCUAAUUUGUUUGAAAAUGACAUGGGGAAAACAUUUCAAGGGUAGAAUAAAAUAUGGAAAUCAGUGUCAUCAUCCUCAGCCCAAAUUAAAGAAAAUUAUCUUGAACUAUUCAGUAGAUGAUAUAUGAUUAUUUUUAAAAUAACAUGCCCGAAAGCUUUUUGGAAUGGUGAAGAAAAUGGAACUUAUUUUCACUUGUUGUGAUCAUGUCUGAAUUUUUCUUCUAGUCUGGGGUAUUUUGGGUUAUUGGUAAAACUAAAAAUCAAAGAAUUAACUUGUGUCUACAACUUGCUUUGAUAAAUAUAUUUUCAGCAUCUUAACACUAAAAUGUAGUGGUAUUUUUAUUGAAUGCAACCAGAAUGUCCAUAGCUAAACAUUAGGAAGAUAAAUCUGUGAUGUUGGUCCUUUGAUACCAAAAUGUUUGGCUUAUCAUAGCAGCUGAGAAACUGACCUACAUUCUUCAGCUAUGCUCUGGUCAAGUUAGAGAUAAAGCUUUCUCAAAUAUGUGGUUUGAUUUCAUCUCUUAUGCUGUCCAGGAGAAUCAUAAUUGUUUUAUCUCAUAUAUUUAUAUUAAUGUGUGGGAAGAAUAUUAAGGUAUAAUUAAUAUGUGUUUGAAUUAUUUCCACACCUCCCCAUUUAACUUUUGCAUGUACGGGUUGAAUUUUACUGCACUGUUUAUCUUUUUUUUAAAAAAUUUAGGGCUAAAGCUAAGAAAUAAGAUGGAGUUCUAAUUUUUAAAAAUGAUAUUUUUCUUCUAAAUGGUUGGCUGAAGACAGGAUUUGAUAAUAAGUCUUCAAUUAUUUGUCGGCCACAGAAUGGACUUGGCCUAUUCUGUAAAGCAAGAAGUAUUUGCCAUAGAACUGGAAUUACUGUGAAACAUUUCAAACAUUGAGGUAACUUCUUUAUUAGGCUAUAGCCUGUCAGACAACGUUGGAGCACAGGAGAAUUUUAAAAAAUCCCUAGAGAGCUUUGAUUUUGUUUUCUUUGUUUGUUUAUUACAUCUACAAAGUAUGGUAUAGCCACAAAUCUCACCCUAGCCUUCCUUAAAUUGUUGAUGUCAGCAGCAAAUUCUAUCUGAAAAAGCAAUAAACAUAACUUGGAUUAGGAGAACUUGGGCAAACAUAAGCAAUUGGAAUAAUUCUGUGAUUUCCAUUUUCUAAAAUAAUUGCAGGUCUUUCUCCUACAGUAUUUCUCGUGAACCAUAAUACUUACCUCAAAUUACAGAGGUUUUUUUUAUUUAUUUAUUUUGUCACACAGUAUAUAUAAGCAUAAGCAUGAAAUAACUAUACAAUGUAUAAGCAUAUAUAUAAGUAUGUGUAUGUAAUAACUAUAUUAAUUGGAUAUAAUGAAAGGAAACAAUAGGACAGGAACGGUAGGCACGCUUGUGCUCUUAUGCACACCCCUUACAGACCUCUUAGGAAUGGGGUGAGGUCAAUGGUAGAUAGUUUUUGGUUGAAGCUUUGGGGAUGUUAGGAAUUUAUGUAAUAAAUCUGCAACCAUCUCAUAGAGCAAGAUUUUAGAUAUAUAUGCUAUUUUGACUGAAACUCUUUUCUUACACAUACAAAGAUAGGAUGAGUUUAAAGCAGUUUCUUUUGCUGUAUUUUAAUUCUAAUGAUUGAUUCUAGAUAGAUUGCAAAGAGCAGCACUGCAGGAAACUAGUAAAAAAACAAAUCUUUCCAUUAUUCAUUAAUAUAAAACACAAUGAUGGAAAAGAAUGUGGGGGAUCAUUUAAUCUCAUCCAAGAAAUGAGGCCACCUCCUGUACCACUGUUUUUUUUUAAUCUAUUGUUUGGCAAUGAAUAGAAGAGUCUGUUCCUGCACAGCAUUUGAAAGUAAUAUCUUUUUCUGAGCCCAAGCCUUCUGCAUGCUAUUUUCCUGUUUUCCUUACUCAGAUGUUCUGAUCUAGAGAACCAGAAAAAUGAUGACAGUAUGCACUACUCAAACUAAGCAUUUUUCUUUAAUCCUCUAGCGGGAAAUGUUGACAAAACAGCUGUGCUAGAUCUGUUGAACCAAAAUAGAUUAGCUAUCAUACCUAGAGAACAAGCAGUAUUCCAUAAAUAAGAAUAAAUACCAUCUGGUAUCCUACUGAUACUUUUUUCCUCACCAUUUUGUAUCAAUGUUUGUUUUUCUCAAGGUGAGCCACUGUAAUCCCUUAAAAAAGAUUCAGUCACUUAACAGAUUCUUUGCUGAAACAAGUACCAGCGCCUUUUCUUCUUAAGAUAUCUCACUCUUCCUCAGCGAGAGGCUCUUAUCCCCCUACUUCUAUGAAUCAGUGUAAGAACUUCUGUUUUCUGCAGGAUACCUAGUUUUCAAGAUGCCUAGAAAGAUCCAAAACCUCUACUUUCAGUUAAAAUUGUCCUACUUUGUUCUCAUACAAACCUACGGCCAG